Molecule: messenger RNA, 1303 nt
Organism: Hordeum vulgare subsp. vulgare (domesticated barley)
Lineage: Eukaryota; Viridiplantae; Streptophyta; Magnoliopsida; Poales; Poaceae
Product: 2-pyrone-4,6-dicarboxylate hydrolase
Exons: 10
Coding region: 67-1119 (350 amino acids)
Biological process (GO): secondary metabolic process
Cellular component (GO): cytoplasm
Molecular function (GO): carboxy-lyase activity; hydrolase activity
Source: RefSeq, a predicted model, not a curated record
CUCCCCGCGCGUGACACAACCACCGGUCGACUUCACCAGACCAGAGGCCACCGCCAUCCCUCGUUAAUGGCCUCCUCAUCAGCAGCGGCUGCCACCUGCAGAUUCCUGACCCCGCUAGCCACAACCUCGCGCACUCUGCUAUCAUAUAUCCCACCCACAGCCGCGGCAACGAGCAGGAGGCUGCUCCUCUCCUCCACCACCGCCAUUUGCGCCGCCGCUAUGGCCGCCUCCGGCAAGGCCGCCUCCGCUUCUUGCAAGGUCGUGGACUCCCAUCUCCACGUCUGGGCAUCGCCGCUGCAGGCUGCCGAGAAUUAUCCCUUUUUCCCGGGCCAGGAGACGACGCUCCGGGGUGAUGUGGACUUCUUGCUCCAGUGUAUGGAUGAAGCUGGAGUUGACGGCGCGCUCAUUGUUCAGCCUAUUAAUCACAUGUUUGACCACUCUUUAGUUACUAGUGUGUUGCAGAAGUAUCCAUCUAAAUUUAUUGGUUGCUGCCUCGCAAAUCCUGCAGAUGAUGGGAGCGGCAUUAAACAGCUUGAACAUCUGAUUGUGCAAGAAAAAUACCGUGCUGUCCGUUUCAACCCGAACUUAUGGCCUUCAGGUCAAAAGAUGACUAAUGAGGUCGGGAGAUCAUUGUUUGCUAAGGCUGGAGAACUUGGAGCACCAGUUGGAAUAAUGGUGAUGAAGGGGAUCAGUUCAUAUAUUCAGGAAAUAGAGGAGCUGUGUACGGAUUAUCCUGCAACCACUGUUAUAUUUGAUCAUAUGGCUUUCUGCAAGCCACCAACGAAUGAUGAAGAAGAAAAGGCAUUCUCUUCAUUUCUGAGCUUAGCCAGAUUCCCACAGGUUUACGUCAAAUACAGUGCUCUUUUCCGGAUCACCAGAGAAGCGUAUCCGUAUGAGGACACGUCUCAGCUUCUUUCUCGGGUGAUCUCCAGCUAUGGAGCUAACCGAAUAAUGUGGGGAAGUGACUUCCCCUACGUCGUUCCUGAAUGUGGCUACAAAGGAGCAAAGGAGGCAAUCUCUCAUGUCGCUGGCAAGGUAGCUGUUUCGUCUUCAGAUCUGGAGUGGAUUUUAGGCAAAACAGUAAGCCAACUAUUUCAAGGUGCAUGGGUUACUCCAUGAGUGAGAUGUAGCAUGGCAGGUAUGACAGUGUUGCAGCUCAGUCUGGUAUUGUUCAGUUUAGAAAUCCUUGUUUGAAAGGGGGAAGGAUCUAUCUAGUUUGUUAUUGUUCAGUUUGACAGUCAUGUUCAAGUGUGUGCCCCUUCUCCAGAGGUUUAAUAAAUCCAAUAGCUCUUCCUACUGCCAA